AUGAGUGACCUACACAAGUCCUUCGCCAAGGCAAAACUGGCCCAGUUACCUUCCGAGGCCCCGUUAGCAUCGGGCAUGGAUUCUCACAACGAAGUUGACGAGGAUACCUCGUCGGCCUCGUCCACAGGCACAGUGGUGCCGUCACCGACGAGGCAGUUAUUCUCACGCCCAACACGAGAAUCCAACUCUACCACUCUUCCCUGGACCGACUUCUUCGCCCAGGAACUCUUUCUUACCCAAGAGACUCCCACCGUUCACAUCAUUCACCAUGUCUACCUUACUCCCCCGGGUCCCUCUGGACCUUUAUUCAUCAUGCACCAUGGGGCCGGCUCCUCCGGCCUCUCCUUUGCAGCCUGCGCCACUGAGAUGCGGAAGAUCCUCCCAAACGCGGGGAUCCUCUCCAUCGACGCUCGAGACCACGGCCAAACGGCCGUGAAGGCGGCUCCUCCGACGCAGGUGGACCAAGUUGAGCUGGACCUGACGCUGUCGACGCUCAGCCAGGAUCUCGUAUUUGUAGUGCGCGAGACCCAGUCGCGCAUGAACUGGGAUAGUCUCCCGGAUAUAGUCCUCGUAGGGCACAGUUUAGGCGGAGCCGUGAUCACCGAUGUGGCCAGGACGGGAGAGCUGGGGAGUAAGGUGUUGGCGUAUGCGGUCUUGGAUGUAGUAGAGGGCUCGGCAAUAGACGCUCUCCAAAGCAUGGAGAAAUACCUAUCGACGCGGCCUUCGCGAUUUCCGUCCAUGACUUCAGGCAUUGAAUGGCACACUCGCUCGCGCACAAUCCGAAACCGAACCUCGGCCAGAGUCUCCGUGCCCUCACUACUAUACGAACAGACCACCCCCGACGACUCCUCGAAACCAUGGGUCUGGCGCACGAAUCUCGCCCGAACGAAACCCUUCUGGGAGAACUGGUUUGUCGGACUAAGCCGGAAGUUCCUUGAGGCUCGCGGCGGCAAAUUACUACUACUAGCCGGGACAGAUCGAUUAGACAAGGAGUUGAUUAUUGGGCAAAUGCAAGGAAAAUAUCAACUUCAGGUCUUCCCUGAAGCAGGCCAUUUCAUCCAGGAGGACCAGCCGGUGAAAACAGCUCAGGUCCUGGUGGAUUUCUACAAGCGCAAUGACCGGAGUGCGCUGGUGCUUCCGCCCAAGGUGGCCGAUCUACAAGCCUCAGCGGCGAUGAAGAAAGGCGCUGGCGAGACUAGCCCGGGUUCAUGGAAGACGUAG
Messenger RNA from Aspergillus tanneri, 1221 nucleotides. RefSeq names its product putative ribosomal protein/carboxylic ester hydrolase (Ppe1) (gene ppe1). NCBI's taxonomy places the organism in Eukaryota, Fungi, Ascomycota, Eurotiomycetes, Eurotiales, Aspergillaceae. Gene Ontology annotation, biological process: protein demethylation. The transcript has 5 exons. Gene Ontology annotation, molecular function: protein methylesterase activity. Bases 1 to 1221 code for a protein of 406 amino acids. The record is from RefSeq and is a predicted model, not a curated record.